This is a messenger RNA of Fusarium vanettenii 77-13-4, 2654 nucleotides long. RefSeq lists its product as uncharacterized. NCBI's taxonomy places the organism in Eukaryota, Fungi, Ascomycota, Sordariomycetes, Hypocreales, Nectriaceae. Gene Ontology annotation, molecular function: mRNA binding. The record is from RefSeq and is a predicted model, not a curated record. The transcript is spliced from 9 exons. Bases 599 to 1825 code for a protein of 408 amino acids. Gene Ontology annotation, cellular component: cytosol. Gene Ontology annotation, biological process: mRNA splice site recognition.
CACGGUUUUCACGGCUCUUCCCUUGCGCGUGUUUCGGAAAGUUGGCUGUGACAGUUACUGUUGUUUUUGUUGGCGCCUAAAAGUUCAGCUCAUUUCGGGAACGUUUGCAGCUAUCUUACCACAUUCCUUUGGAAUUUCUGGUAAAGCGUAUCAACCCGUGUGAGAACGACGAUUUCGCGUUUUGCACCUCAAUCCCUCGAAAGCAUUUCAUUGCUAGUACCGGCGUGACGGCGUCUGAGAGACUCUUGAUUCACAUCUGUACGACUACUUUUCGGAGUCUUGGUCUUGGGUCUGGACAUUAGUCUUUUUCCAAUUCGUUCCCACAUCCCGGUUUCAUUUGCAGAUUCUACCCUUUGGGAAUAGACUCGGCGUGAAGGUCUUACGAUCCAAAUAUAGCGACUUACUUCGUUGUGCUCGUUUUCAGUACACUCGAUUCCUCAACGCUCUUCUACGACUUGUGUUUACGACGUGUACGAGUUUUAUCACGCACGCCUCCUUUCUUUGUUGCCUUGCUCAUCUCAGCUUCGCGACGUCUUCUGAAUUGCACCUUUCGCUCUCGCAUCUUUGAUCAUCUGAGCUAUUCUUGACACCACUCGAAAUGGACCCUCUCAACGCUCCUUUCUCUGGCGUCCCGGCCAAUGGUGGCGCUCCUGCCAACCAAAUGUCGUUCCCCAACGGCACCCCUCCCAACCCCGACAUGGGAGCCGUUGCCCCUCCACCGGGCGCUGGCCAGGAGCCUCCUAAGACGACUCUCUGGAUGGGAGAGCUCGAGCCCUGGAUGGAUGAGAACUUCAUCAAGGGUGUCUUCCUUUCGGCCGCCGGAGAAACCGUCAAUGUUAAGGUUAUCCGUGACAAGAACUCCGGCAACGCUGGCUACUGCUUCGUCGAGUUCCAGUCCCCCGACGCUGCUACCAAGGCCCUUGGCCUUAACGGCACCCCUGUCCCCAACAGCUCUCGUCAAUUUAAGCUGAACUGGGCCUCUGGUGGUGGACUCGUUGACCGUCGGGACGACCGUGGCCCCGAGUACAGCAUUUUCGUUGGCGACCUCGGCCCUGAAGUCAACGAAUACGUUUUGGUGUCCCUUUUCCAGGCCCGUUUCCCCUCGUGCAAGUCCGCCAAGAUCAUGACGGAUGCCAUGUCCGGUCAGAGCCGUGGCUACGGUUUCGUCCGCUUCUCCGACGAGAACGAUCAGCAGCGGGCUCUUGUCGAGAUGCAGGGUGUCUACUGUGGCAACCGACCCAUGCGCAUCUCUACUGCCACCCCCAAGAACCGUGGCAACCACGGCUUCGGCCACGGCCAGCACAACGGCGGCCCCAUGAUGGGCGGCGGUGUUAUGCCCCAGCAGCAGAUGUGGAACGGAGCCCAGGGCUUCUACGGUGGCUUCAACCCCGCUACCCAGAUGAACCAGUUCACCGACCCCAACAACACCACCGUCUUCGUCGGUGGCCUCUCCGGCUACGUCACCGAGGACGAGCUGCGGUCCUUCUUCCAGGGUUUCGGCGAGAUCACGUAUGUCAAGAUCCCUCCUGGCAAGGGUUGCGGUUUCGUCCAGUUCGUCCACCGUCACGCCGCCGAGAUGGCCAUCAACCAGAUGCAGGGUUACCCCAUUGGCAACUCCCGUGUCCGCCUGAGCUGGGGCCGAUCGCAGAACAACUCUGGUGUAGGUACUCCCUACCGUCCUGCCCCUCCCCCUCCCCACUACAUGGGCAUGCCCAGCCACGGUCCCGGUAACUACGGCCCCCAGCACUUUGGCGGCCCUGCUCCUGGUCCCCAGGGACCUCCCGGACCUCCCGGCCCCCCCGGACCCGCCGGUCCUCCCCAGUAAUUUGAUCACGACCAACUCGUUGACGAAGGGGCUUUUAUACGACCAACGCCCCACGCUAUUUUUUCCUUGGACUCAAUUAUCUUGCCUUGUCAUUAGCCAUCGUGUCUCGCAGAUUUAGACUGCCUGCCGUGGCUAGUGAAUGCGAUGAUACCCAUGUUGCCUUUGACUUGGGAUCAUGGCUCUUUAAGUUUUAUGGCAGCUCUGGAUUUCCGAUACGACACCACGCACCCCAUUCCCUUGGUCUGAAUCAUGAUUGGCGUUGGAGAUUUUCGGUCCCCCUCCCGGUGGAUUGUCAUCAGUUCAAAUUCAUUUAAGCUAAUUGCUGCUAUGCUUUCUUUCCGUUUGCUUUGGUCACUCGCUGCUUUUCCUUGCUGCUUCUGACUGUUUUCAACUCUGGCGAACAUGGUACUGCGUGAUGUUGUCAUGGCGUCGUUGCAAGUCUUUACCGCUCUCUGUCUGGUUAUAAAUGAUUCUUCGUAGUUGGUCCAAUCAUGAGGGCUUAGCGAACUAGUCAUUGGCUGAACGUCUUGCGUGACGGGAGAUGUGGUCACGAAGGAGGAGGAUACUCUUGGGCAUGUUUACGAAUUCCUGUUCAAAGCUUGUAUGGCGCGUUGAGGACGGUUUGUAUGGGGCUAUACCAUUGUACCUGGAGUGUUUGGGGAUAUUGGAAGCCAAAAAGUCAGGGGGUUCAAGAAUGGUCUGGUCUGGUAUGGUUGGUCUUUGGUGUGUGAGGUUUGUUUCUUGACGAGUGGCGAUGAGGAGUUUGGCUUGUGGAUUAGGGAGGAGUUUUGCAGCAACAACUGAAUCAAGCCCUUCGUUAGCAGUGAAG